Molecule: messenger RNA, 1406 nt
Organism: Cimex lectularius (bed bug)
Lineage: Eukaryota; Metazoa; Arthropoda; Insecta; Hemiptera; Cimicidae
Product: chymotrypsin-like protease CTRL-1
Exons: 10
Coding region: 52-1371 (439 amino acids)
Biological process (GO): proteolysis
Molecular function (GO): serine-type endopeptidase activity
Source: RefSeq, a predicted model, not a curated record
AGCCUCAUUCUUCGCUUCAGUUCCCAUCGUAUCGUCCCAUCAACCACCGCCAUGGGGCAAAAAUCACCUCGACUACUUCUUUGUGUUUGUUUAAUUUUGUUUGCCGCUAAAAUACACCAAGGACUGGCAUUAACCAUCACUGAAGAUGGAGUGAAACAAUACCAAGCGAGGAAUCCUGUUUAUAGCAAAUUAUCACCGAAAUUGAUUAAUUUGGCACCUCAAGACACUAAAUAUUGGGAAAUUGCUGCAAAAGAAGAUUAUGAAGAAAGUGUGCACAAGGGUCCCUUAGAUGAUCUUUUGACUGUGAGAGAAGACAAGGCGCACAGUGUUGAACACAAACCAGAGUUUCAAGAUUUGCUGUUGCCAUCAAAUGGCCUGGCAAAAAAAUGCAACAUGACCUCCAAUGAGAAAAUAUCUUGCGUUGGAAUUAAGGAGUGUAAAACGGGUCAAAUUAAUCAGAACAAGAAGAACGGUACAUACUGUCAAAGAUCAAACGGGGAAAUUGGUGUAUGCUGCCCAGAAAUUGGUCGCACUAGGCCAAAAAGGCAAACAUCCAAUUCCAUCAACAUAGUUGAAGAAACUAAAGAAGCAUCAAGGAAUUUAGAUUUAUCAAAACUAGGUGAUACCUCAAAUUGUGGGUUCAGCAGCAAAUCGCUACCAAAAGAAAUGAAAAAACACCUUGCAAACAUACGAGACUAUCCCUGGAUUAUAGCAGUGAUGACCCAUGAUCUAUAUCAUUACUGUGGUGGAGUUCUUAUAAGUCAAAGGCAUAUCAUAACUGCAGCCCACUGCGUGCCCAAUGUACGACCUGAAAAGAUACUCAUCCGCCUUGGAGAAUAUGACUUCAACAGAGUGAAUGACAGCAAAACAGUCGAUGUUUCAGUAGAAUCAAUACAAAGCCAUGAAGAAUUUGAUGGGUCAACGUAUGAAAAUGACAUUGCGCUUAUUACACUAAAAGAAAAAGCCAGUUAUGACGAAUAUGUCCACCCGAUUUGUUUACCAAUGCCUAAUGAUACUAACUACAAAGUAAACCAAACCACUAUAGUUGCAGGAUGGGGUUCUACUGAAUAUGGUGGAAUUAUGAAUGAUCUUCUUAUGGCGGUAGCAGUGCCAAUUUGGGACCAGGAACAGUGCUCCUCGAGUUUUUCUCAAACAGUCUUUGAUACUAUGAUGUGUGUGGGCGGUUAUGAAGGAGGCAAGGACUCAUGUCAGGGUGAUUCUGGUGGACCUCUAAUCACCCAAAGAGAGGAUGGGCGAUGGGUAUCCUUGGGUGUUGUGUCAUGGGGCAUCGGGUGUGGUACGAAGGGAAAACCUGGCGUAUAUACCAGAGUUAACCAAUAUCUUGAUUGGAUUGCAUCCCAUCUAAAUUAACUCUGUUCUUAUAAUUAUUAUACUAUUUAAUUAUA